AUGUGUGACACAAGAAGGACAAACCCGCAUGGGGGCCUGAUUGCUGAUAGGGUGACUGGUGGAAAUGAUCGCCUGCGCUGCACAGAAUCAUUCACUAUUAGAACAUGGAAUGUGAGAGGAUUGAACAUUGGAAAAUUAGACAUUGUGAAAAAGGAAAUGGACAGAACUGGUGUCGACCUCAUGGGAGUCAGCGAGCUGCAUUGGGUUGGUUCUGGGGAUUUCAACUCGGGUGAGCACGUUAUGUACUACUUGGGUAACAACAACGAAAGAAGACGUGGUGUGGACUUCAUCACCAAUAAGAAGCUAGCAAAAUGUGUCGAAAAUGUCAGGUACAUCAGUGACAGGGUAAUGACAAUCCGCCUUAGAGGGAAACCUCUAAAUUUAACCAUUAUCCAAGUCUACGCUCCAACAGCAGAUGUAGAUGUGGUGGAUAUUGAGGAAUUCUAUGUGAAUGUCCAGAGCACACUCAACCAGACCCCCCAAAAUGACAUCAUUUACAUCAUUGGUGAUUUCAAUGCCAAAGUUGGCAAUGGGGAAGUCACAGGAGUUGUUGGCAGUCAUGGACUAGGAAAGCGGAAUGAAGCAGGUGACCAUCUUGUACUGUUUUGCCAAGAGAACAAAUUCCGGAUUGCCAACACUUUCUUCAUUCAACCAAAUCGCCGCCUGUAUACCUGGACAUCUCCAUGUGGUCAGCAUCGAAACCAAAUUGACUACAUCCUCUGUCAACAAAAGUGGAGAGGCUCGAUCCAAACAGCAAAGACUCUCCCAGGUGCAGAUUGUGGAACAGACCAUCAGCUUCUUGCUGCCAAAAUCAGAGUAAGACUCAGCAAGAUCAAGAAACCAAUCAUACAGAAUAAAUUCGAUGUGAGCAACAUUCCAAAACAGUACAACGUAGAGGUAAAGAGCAAGUUUGACAUUCUCAACAUUGAAAAUGACCACCCAGAUGAACUGUGGAAGAAAAUCAAGGAUAUCAUCAUUGAAACUGCACAGGAGUAUGUGCCAUACAAGAAACGAAUCAAAACCCAACCAUGGCUCACAGAGGAUACCAUCCAGAUUGCAGACAGGAGAAGAGCUUCCAAGGCUAUGGGUAAGAUGGAUGAGGCAAGGCGACUAAAUGCAGAAUUUCAAAGAGAAGCCUAG
Eublepharis macularius is the source of this 1140-nucleotide messenger RNA. Its product is annotated as craniofacial development protein 2-like. Gene Ontology annotation, molecular function: catalytic activity. Gene Ontology annotation, biological process: chromatin remodeling. The transcript has a single exon. Gene Ontology annotation, cellular component: nucleus. Lineage: Eukaryota; Metazoa; Chordata; Lepidosauria; Squamata; Eublepharidae. The coding region runs from base 1 to 1140 and encodes 379 amino acids. The record is from RefSeq and is a predicted model, not a curated record.